CAACCCCAGCAUUCUGUGGAGCCCGUGCUCCCUUACAGACAGAUGACCCUAACAGUCGAGUGGUUUGUAAUAAUAGUACGUUGAACAACUUGGGCGAGGACGCCAGAAUAAUUUCACUUUUGGAUCUUCUCAACCCCAAUCAAAUCUGGGAAGACCUCAUUUUUUAAGACACGAGCGAUAUAGCAAACGCGCCUCCCUCCCUCAAGGCGACUAAAGACCCUGAGAUCAAUAUGAGAUUCGUUUUAAAGUCCGACUUAUCUCCUAUAACACGUGUGCCUAUUCUGUAAUUACUCAGGAAGAUAUGUUUGCUACAGCAGAUAGCGGGCGGAAUAAUAAGCCACGACACCGUUGAACAGGUUAUGACAAACUCGAGGGAUGAUAAUUACUUCAUGGGGUUUUAUGCGUCUUCUGCCGAUCCUUGGUCCGAGAUUGGGUUGCCUGACGGCACUAAUAACCUACUUCGACUCUCUACUAUUGAACAGGUCGUAUCGAGCGUAUGGUCGAACAAUAAUCUCAUGGGGUUUCCUACGACUGAUGCUGGUUACUGGUCUGAAUUUGCUGAAGACACGCUCUCUGUUACUGAUCCCGUUGCGUCGGAUGCGGAUGUUUUAAAUAGAGAG
Molecule: messenger RNA, 620 nt
Organism: Lasiosphaeria miniovina
Lineage: Eukaryota; Fungi; Ascomycota; Sordariomycetes; Sordariales; Lasiosphaeriaceae
Exons: 1
Coding region: 376-612 (78 amino acids)
Source: RefSeq, a predicted model, not a curated record